Messenger RNA from Camellia sinensis, 2328 nucleotides. Lineage: Eukaryota; Viridiplantae; Streptophyta; Magnoliopsida; Ericales; Theaceae. The record is from RefSeq and is a predicted model, not a curated record.
UUCUCAGUCUCACUUGCGUCUCUCUCCCUCCCUCUCUCUCUCUCUCUCUCACACACACACACACUUCGUCUCUCUUAUGGUGUCACAACGUUUCUUUUCUCUCAUUUGCCUCUCUCUCUCUUGAUCCAUCUCUCUUUGAAACCCUAACCAUCAAAGAAAAAACGUGUUCACUCACUCUCUCUCUCUCUUAAAUCUAGGCGAAGACUUCAACACGACCUUUUGGUAGUGAAAGCCAUGGACCGCAGUGUCUUCCAACCAAAUCCAACAACAAACAACGAUGACAACUACGUUGGAGAUCCUGCGCUCGCUAACAUGAUUGGUCGAGAUCUUAUUUACAUGAAAGAGGCCAUGGUAAAGGUUCAGAAGUAUGUAGAUCGUAUAAAUGUCCAAAUCAACCAGGCUAGUCAGAAAUUUGAGCAGCUCAAAACAAGAGGAGGAGAAGAACUUAGCGAACUGAAAGUGGAAGUCAAGAAAUUGAAAUCCCAAAUUCCAUCAAAGCUGAUUAUGAAAACCCAUUACGAUGAUGAUUCCAAACCACGUCGGAAUCCAUGGUUUGAUGGAUCCAUUAACCGUAGCAGCAACAACUACCAAGUCGAUGUAAACAACGCCGGCCAUUUGCACAGCUUGUACAAGGAGCCAAACUUCCGUCAAAUCAAGGUAUCUUUCGAUGCCCUCUCAGUCAAACAAAAAAUUUGUUUGGCAUGUUUCUCGCUGUUCCCAGAAAUGGUUACCAUAAAGAAAAGGCUUAUGAUUUAUUGGUGGAUUGGAGAGGGACUUGUAUCCCCAACAUUCUCUACCUCAACGGACAAAGAAAUUGCGUUGGUGAAGACGGCAGAGGAAUUUGGCAAUGAGUUCUUGGAUGACUUUACUACAAAGAGCUUUAUCGAGCCUAUCUACAAAAAUCGUGGCUUGGCCGUGGAUAGCUACAGAAUGCACCCUUUCGUUCAUUCUUUUUUCCGCCUGUUUUGCUGUAAACGAGUGUGUACUCUGGAUACGUUUAAUCAUAGUCUAAUGUUUUUCUUCUAUACAUGCUUCCUCAAUGUUGGUGAGGCCAUUAUUGAUGACAGGUUUGAAGGGUUUUUCAAGUUCAUCUAUUUCACAACUGUUUACUUGGGUAGGUGGCAAGACUCGGUCACGCAUCACAUUGAAGUUACAGACACCAAAAUUCUCAAUGCACUCAAGAAUAUGAAAAAGUUGAGAUUUCUUAGCCUUCGAGGAAUUUCUUUGAUUACAGAGCUUCCUCAGUAUAUUUCACAGAUGACUAAUCUCAAGAUCUUAGAUCUCAAAGCUUGUCACAAUCUUGAGGUUGUUCCAGAUUGGAUUGGCUUACUUAAGAAUUUGACACACUUGGACAUAUCUGAAUGUUACUUUUUAGAUCACAUGCCCAAGGGCCUUGGUUCACUAUCAGAACUCCAAGUUCUUAAGGGAUUUAUCAUUGGAGAUUCCAAGGAUAAAAACUCAUGUACUAUCGACGAUUUGGCAAAAUUAUCGAAGUUGAGAAAAUUGAGCCUACACACCAAUAUGAAAGAAUUCCCAUCAAGUGAGCAGCUCCAUCAUUUACAAACUUUAAAAACUUUGCAAAAGUUAAAAAUAUCCUGGACAGGAUGUAUUUUACAAGGCGAAACAGACGACACACCUAAGCAAGCACAACCACAACCACAGCCACAUGCCAAUCUAACAAGAGCACUAACAGGAUCGUUCACCAAGCAGUAUAAUUUGGAACUUCCUAUCCAGAUGGAGCUUCCUUCCUCAUUGCAAAAACUAGAGCUUGAGUGUUUCCCUAAAAUGGUUACACCCAGUUGGUUGUCGUCUGGCAAUCUGAAGAACUUGAAGAAACUCCACAUUAGAGGAGGACUAUUGUGUCAUCUAGACCAAAUAGCAACUACCACAAUUGAGAUGUUACAAUUAAAGUACUUGAGUGACUUCCAGAUGCAUUGGAUGGACCUUAGGAGAUUAUUUCCCAAUUUGAUCUACUUGGAGAAAAUAGAAUGCCCCGGUCUUAUUUCUUUCCCCUGUGAUGAGCAUGGUGUUUGGAUGAACAGAGCAAACACGCAAAAUCAAGAAAUAGCAUCGUGAAUUUGUGGAAAACUCAAGCUCAACACGGAUGGUAGCACUCGCAGGCUUGGAGGAGGUGGCGGGUUUCGUGGAGUAUUCCGAGAUGAAACAGGGGCAUAGAUUAGCAGCUACUACGGCAGACUUGAGAUAUGCACUAGUCUUGAAGCUGAACUUUGGGCUGUCUACAAAGGGCUCACCAUCAUACUCCAAAGAGGAUUCAACCUAGUGACACUGGAAACAUAUGCGGAGCAAGUGGUACAACUGUUGAGUGAA